AUGAGCCUUCAGAAGCGUCUAAUGAAGAUUGUUGAGCGGAAUCCAAAACCUCGCUGGCGAGAUUUACUUGAAGCAAACGAUUACCUUGAGCAUGCCUUUACUCUAACUCCAGAGCAAAGAACUACGAUAACGGGCGUCAAACGAGCUAUCGAAGGUGCCGACGAGGCUGAGGUGCUCGUUCGUCAAAAGCCUCAUUGGUGGAGGUGGCGAGCCCUGAAGCUGAUCAUCUCCUUCAACCGACAUUUGUCCCGUGUUUCCACGUCUGCCGAGCGACUAUCCGACUCAUACGAUCAUCUCCUCGAGACCGAUACCGUAUCCACCCUGCAAACUGGAGACUCAUUCCUUUCUCAAAUCUACGACCUCGUGAAGCGUGCCGACACUGAUAAGUGGGGCGACUACGACAAGAACGAAGUUCUGGCCGACUUCCAAUGGGCAUUGUUCUAUCGUGGCCUCAGCCAAAUUGCUUUUGAUGUAUUCCAAGCACCGCGUUAUGCCGCCAAUAAGGAAGCGAGGAUGUACUCCGAUAUUGCCCGUCGACGGUUCGAUGUCGUCCAGCAACGACUGGCACAGAGCAAUAUCUCCGCGAACCAGCCAUCUGACCUCCCGAACGAAGACGUACCUGAUCCGGGCACCUCCCCAGACGAGGGAUACAGUACAGAUGCUUGCCUGAACAACGGAAGCCGCUCGUCCCAAGAACACGACUCUCAAUGGGUGUCCGAGAUAGACACCCUCCUCGACGACUUGGGUAUCGAUAUCGCUGCACUAUCUCAUACAAUCGUCGACACCGAAUCAUCGCCAACCACUGCUCAAGCGCACGACAACCCACUGCCACCCGCCACCCCCACACAAGGACCAUUAACUUGA
Stereum hirsutum FP-91666 SS1 is the source of this 864-nucleotide messenger RNA. RefSeq lists its product as uncharacterized. The transcript has 7 exons. The record is from RefSeq and is a predicted model, not a curated record. Lineage: Eukaryota; Fungi; Basidiomycota; Agaricomycetes; Russulales; Stereaceae. The coding region runs from base 1 to 864 and encodes 287 amino acids.